CCUUCCCCUCGCCGGUUCGGAGAGGUGGCGCUGGGGCCGUGGGAGCGCACGGGGCGCGCCGCCUGGCUGGCCCAGCGCUAGGCGGAGCCUGCCUGGCUGCCUUUGGCCGGAUCUCGCCCCCCCCCUCCCCUGCAGCAACAGCAGCCGCCGCGGCGGGCGGCCACCGCCUUUCCCUCGCCUUCGCCCAGCCCGGGGGAGAAGAAGGGGGCGCCAGCGGGCGCCGUCGGUCCACCCGCCCAUCCGCCCGCCUGGGGCGCGCUGGAGUCUGGCGACAGCGGCCCCACUGCCUUUUUGGCGCGGGGAUGCGGAGGAGCCGCUAAGUGAGCGUGCCGGGCGGGGGGAGUCGGCUGGCUGGCACCCGCCCGAAGCUGGGCUGGGCUGGGCUGGGCGCCUGCACCAUGCGCUUCCUCGCAGACCUGCUCUUGCUGUCGAUCGCUGUCUCCAGGACGGCUCAGACUCUCUUCCAGAGCCCCGAUGAAGGCUGGCAAGUCUACACUUCAGCUCAGGCCCCCGACGGCAAAUGUCUGUGCACGGCUGUCAUCCCUGUCCAGGGCACAUGCUCCAGGGACCUGCGCAGCCGACAACUACGGCAGCUGAUGGAAAAACAGGUGCAAAACAUCUCCCAGUCCAUGGAGGUGCUGGACCUUCGGACCUAUCGGGACCUGCAGUAUGUUCGCAAUACUGAGUCGCUAAUAAAGGGGCUGGACUCCAGGCUGAAAGUGGCCACAGAGAGUCAGAAAAAUCUGAAUGCCAAAAGUUUCCAGGAACUAAAGGACAAAAUGGCAGAGCUGAUGCCACUUAUCCCUGUGCUGGAUCAGUACAAGUCAGACACCCGCACCAUCAUGCAGCUGAAAGAAGAAGUGAGGAACCUUUCGGGCAGCUUGCUGCAGAUCCAAGAAGAGAUGGGAGCCUACGAUUACGAGGAGCUCCAACAGCGUGUGCUGGUCCUGGAAGCUCGCUUGCAUGCUUGCAUGCAGAAGCUAGGGUGUGGAAAGCUGACAGGGGUAAGCAACCCCAUCACCAUCCGGGCAUCAGGCUCCAGAUUUGGCUCUUGGAUGACGGACACCAUGGCCCCAAGUUCUGACAGCCGGGUCUGGUAUAUGGAUGGCUACUACAAAGGCCGUCGUGUCUUGGAAUACCGUACACUCAAUGACUUCAUCACAGGCCAAAACUUUGUCCAGCACCUGCUGCCUCAUCCCUGGGCUGGCACCGGCCACGUGGUCUUCAAUGGGUCCCUCUACUACAACAAGUACCAGAGCAACAUAGUGGUGAAGUACCAUUUCCGUUCGCGGAGUGUGGUCGUGCAGCGCAGCCUCAACACUGCUGGCUACAACAACACCUUCCCCUACUCCUGGGGCGGCUUCUCAGACAUCGACUUCAUGGUGGACGAGAAUGGGCUCUGGGCAGUCUACACCACCAACCAGAAUGCUGGCAACAUUGUAGUAAGCAGGAUGGACCCUGUCACACUGGAGAUUCUCCGUAGCUGGGACACCGGCUACCCCAAGCGGAGUGCAGGCGAAUCCUUCAUCAUCUGCGGGACCCUCUAUGUGACCAAUUCACACCUGGCUGGGGCUAAGAUCUAUUUUGCCUACUACACAAACACUUCUAGCUAUGAGUACACGGAUAUUCCCUUCCACAAUCAGUAUUCCCACAUAUCCAUGUUGGACUACAACCCCCGGGAGAGGGUCCUCUAUACCUGGAACAAUGGCCACCAGGUCAUCUACAAUGUGACUCUUUUCCAUGUCAUCAAGACUUCAGGGGAGUCAUAAUCCCAUAAGCAAAGAGGCCUCAGCAAUCUCUAAGUUGUCAUUUUUGUUCAUUUUCUCUCUUAUCCUUGUGGGUUGGGGAGGUUGGGGAGCACUGCGACCUGCAAACUCAGUGGCCUGGGAAAACACUCCGCGAUGCCAUUAUUUCUACAUAAUAAAGCAAACAGAUUUCUUCUUUC
Messenger RNA from Lacerta agilis (Sand lizard), 1945 nucleotides. It is a transcript of the gene OLFM2, whose product is annotated as olfactomedin 2. Bases 399 to 1769 code for a protein of 456 amino acids. The record is from RefSeq and is a predicted model, not a curated record. NCBI's taxonomy places the organism in Eukaryota, Metazoa, Chordata, Lepidosauria, Squamata, Lacertidae. Gene Ontology annotation, biological process: signal transduction. The transcript is spliced from 6 exons.